UGCGCUUCCGUAGUCAUUUUAGUGGAAGAAUGGCCGGCUGGAUGUGGCUCCGCUGUGUUGUAGGGCCUCAUCUGCAACGAAUUCACCGUUCCCCGGAACAGUCUCGACCUGAAGGCAGGUCGGGGAGGAGGGGAUGGAACUACCAAGCAAGGAGUCUGGAAAAACACACACACAGCAUUCUUGGUUGGGCAUCAGCAUUGUGGUCCCUGUCCUACUACAGCUCUCCUCUUCUCCUCUGCUAUCUUUAUAGGAAAGGCUAUAUCUGCAGCAGCAAGUUGGUUCCAGUGAGUCAAUAUGUGGGAACUGUGCUGGUGUGUCUUCUAGGAGUAGCCUGUCUUAGAGGGUGGGGGAGGUGGAAGAACUCUGAGUAUCUUCAGUUCAUCUCAAUCCUUGAGGAAACAAAGACAAAUCACACACCAGCAAACAAGAAAAAGCUGAGGUGCUAUGACUUUGACUUCGCAUCUUGGCCUUCGGAUUUCAGCUGGACAGAAGUCAGCAGUCCGAAACUGUCCAAGGGUGGUGUUUCUCUGCUGAAGCCAGAACCCAGAUUAAGAGGAGCAGCAGAUAGUGUCCUCAACUCUGUGCGCACUUUACCAUGCCACAUCAUCAGUUUCCUUAUUGCCCAUUCUUUUGGGAGGAGGAUGCUGUACCCUGGGUCUGUGGGUUUACUGCAGAAAGCAAUGAGACCCAUGCUGCAGCAAGGCCAGGCUAGACUAAUAGAAGAGUUUGAUGGUCAAAGGAACAAACUGGUGGCCUGCGACGGUAACAACAUUGACACAAUGUUUGUGGAUCGAAGGAGAGAUGGGGGACAGAAUGGCCAGACUCUGGUCAUCUGCUGUGAAGGGAAUGCAGGCUUCUAUGAGGUGGGAUGCAUGAACACUCCACUGGAGGGUGGCUACUCUGUACUUGGCUGGAAUCACCCCGGCUUUGGAGGCAGUACGGGAGUGCCGUUUCCGCAGAAUGAGGCCAAUGCUAUGGAUGUGGUGAUUCAGUUUGCUAUACACAAACUGGGCUUUCAGCUUACUGACAUUGUCAUAUAUGCCUGGUCCAUAGGAGGAUUCACAGCCACUUGGGCAGUGAUGUCAUACCCAGAGAUCCAGUCAAUAGUGCUGGAUGCCUCUUUUGAUGACCUUUUGCCUCUGGCCCUCAAGGUCAUGCCUGACAGCUGGAGACCGUUGGUACAGCACACGGUCAGGCAAUACAUGAACCUCAACAAUGCAGAGCAGCUUCUCAAAUACCAGGGACCAGUCCUGCUGAUCAGGAGAACAAGAGAUGAGAUCAUUACCACAACAGGUCCAGAGGACAUCAUGUCUAACAGAGGCAACAACCUCUUGCUCAAACUGCUGCAAUUCAGGUACCCCAAAAUAAUGACAGAUGAAGGGGUCCGAGUUGUUAGACAAUGGCUAGGAGCCUCCAGUCACUUAGAAGAAAUGUCUGUAUACAGCGGCUAUGAGGUGGAUGAUGACUGGUGUACCUCUGUGCUGCAGUCCUAUCAGGCAGACAGAGAUGUGUUGUUUCCAUGGAGCGUUGGUGAAGAUAUGACUGUAGAGGGAAGGCGGCAGCUGGCUCUUUUCUUGGCACGGAAGUACAUGCAAAACUUUGACACAACGCACUGCACUCCUCUCCCUGCCACCGAGUUCCACUCACCCUGGAGGCUGUAAAGAAAGAGGAGGGAUAAUGGGAGGCAUGGAUGAGGGGACAUCACAAGCAGAGGAUUUGGAUUUGCGUGUGGUCCGAGAGUGUUCCUGGCAUGGUGUGAAUGUACUACUGUGAUUUUGAUAUUUUUCUAAGGCAGAUUUUGUCGUCACGUACAGUGUUGCUGCAGUGGCAUCUGGAAAGCUCCGGUCCCCCUCCCUGCCGGAUACUUGUAAGAUAUGGUACAUCUUUUGUGUUACAGUCAUUGUUUAGUCAUACUUUUAAGUGUCUCCCCUUAAAGGAUGCAUUCUUUUGUUGAUGCACAAGCCAUUACUCGUUGCUUCCAUUUGCCUCUCUUUGGCUGUAUUUGUAAAGCAACUGUAAGUAGAAUUAUAUUGCAACAGUUUAACCAAUUAAAAAAUAUAUAUAUAUAUCCUAAUGUUGUCAGAAGAAUGUUAAUCUUUAAAAAUGCAGCCAAAAUGUUGGUUUCAGGUUAUUUUCUGUGGGCAGUGUUUUUGAAAAAAAAAAAAAAAAAAACUGUAUCCUAAAAUGAUGGUCUUGAGUGUCCUAUUAAACAUGCUGAAUAAAAAUUCAACAGAAGGGA
This is a messenger RNA of Amphiprion ocellaris (clown anemonefish), 2239 nucleotides long. RefSeq names its product abhydrolase domain containing 16A, phospholipase (gene abhd16a). The transcript is spliced from 20 exons. NCBI's taxonomy places the organism in Eukaryota, Metazoa, Chordata, Actinopteri, Pomacentridae. Gene Ontology annotation, biological process: monoacylglycerol catabolic process; phosphatidylserine catabolic process. Gene Ontology annotation, molecular function: monoacylglycerol lipase activity; glycerophospholipase activity. Bases 30 to 1661 code for a protein of 543 amino acids. The record is from RefSeq and is a predicted model, not a curated record. Gene Ontology annotation, cellular component: endomembrane system.